Molecule: messenger RNA, 3489 nt
Organism: Coccomyxa subellipsoidea C-169
Lineage: Eukaryota; Viridiplantae; Chlorophyta; Trebouxiophyceae; Coccomyxaceae
Product: leucyl-tRNA synthetase
Exons: 21
Coding region: 1-3258 (1085 amino acids)
Biological process (GO): leucyl-tRNA aminoacylation
Molecular function (GO): ATP binding; aminoacyl-tRNA deacylase activity; leucine-tRNA ligase activity
Source: RefSeq, a predicted model, not a curated record
AUGGCCGCCCCCGCUGAAGAGGGAGCACACAGCACCAAGAGGCGUGAUGAUCUGCUACAGUGGCAGAGACAGUUUCAGGCAAUUUGGGAACAGGAGAAAUUGUUCGAGGCGAAUGCUCCUGCAGAAGGCGAGGAAGUGCUGGAGGGGAAAUUCUUCGGAAAUUUCCCAUACCCAUACAUGAACGGCCUGCUCCAUCUGGGGCAUGCCUUCUCUCUGUCCAAGCUGGAGUUUGCAUGCGCAUACCACCGGCUCUGCAGGAAAAGAGUGCUCUUCCCACAAGGCUUCCACUGCACUGGCAUGCCCAUCAAGGCCUGCGCAGACAAGCUGGACUACGAGCUGAAGACUUUCGGCAUCCCCCCUCAAUUCCCUGCCAAGGAUGCAGAGAUGGAGGUGGUAGAGGAAGAGGCUGCAGGGCCAAAGGACCCCACGAAAUUCUCGGGGAAGAAGAGCAAAGCCACGGCCAAGAAGGGCCAGGGCAGCACUCAGUGGGACAUCCUACGCAGCAGUGGCAUUCCUGAGGCAGAGCUCCCCGAGUUCAGGCAUACAGACCACUGGCUGAAAUACUUCCCACCCCAGGCCGUGAGGGAUAUCAGAGCCAUGGGGUGUGGCGUGGACUGGCGAAGAUCCUUCAUCACCACGGAUGUCAACCCCUACUAUGACUCCUUCAUCCGGUGGCAGUUUGAAGUGCUCAGACGACAGGGGAAGAUAGUGAAGGACAAGCGCUACGCAGUGUACUCGCCAAAGGACGGCCAGCCGUGCGCAGACCAUGACAGGGCCUCAGGGGAGGGCGUGAACCCCCAGGAGUACACCCUGAUCAAGAUGGAGGCCGUGGAGCUGCCUGGCAAGCUGGCAGCGCUGCAGGGCAAGGGGCGGGUGUUUCUGCUGGCUGCCACGCUGCGACCAGAGACGAUGUACGGGCAGACCAACUGCUGGGCGCUGCCCGAGGGCGACUAUGGCGCAUUCCGCGGGCCGAGGGACGAAGUCUACGUCAUGACGGCUCGCUCGGCGCUCAACCUGAGCUGGCAGGACCGCAUGCCCGUAGAAGGGCAGCCUGAGCUGCUGCUGGCGCUCAAGGGGCAGGACCUCAUCGGCGUGCCCCUCAAGGCGCCCAACUGCCCGCACGAGCGCAUCUACGUGCUGCCGCUGCUGACCAUCCUGACCAACAAGGGAACGGGUGUGGUCACCUCGGUGCCCUCAGAUAGCCCCGACGAUUACGCGGCGCUCAUGGACCUCAAAAAGAAGGAGCCCAUGCGCAAGAAGUUCGGCGUCCAGGACGAGUGGGUCCUGCCCUUCGAGGUGAUCCCCAUCAUUGACAUCCCUGGGUAUGGCGACCGGGCGGCGCAGACGAUGUGCGAGCGGCUCAAGGUGCAGAGCCAGAACGACAAGGACAAGCUGGAGGAGGCCAAGAAGGAGGUCUACCUCAAGGGCUUCACCCAGGGCACCCUCAUCGUCGGGCCCCACGCCGGCGGCCUGGUGAGCGAGGUGAAGCAGGUGAUAAAGGAGGAGAUGCUGGCGGCUGGGCAGGCCAUAGUAUACAGCGAGCCGGAGCGGCAGGUCAUGAGCCGCAGCGGGGAUGUCUGCGUCGUGGCGCUGACCGACCAGUGGUACAUCAACUAUGGCGAGGACGAGUGGAGGGACGCCACCAGGGGGUGCCUGGAGCGGAUGGAGCUGUACCACGAUGACACGCGGCGGGGCUUCGAGUACACGCUGGGCUGGCUGCGGCAGUGGGCAUGCAGCCGAUCUUUUGGCCUGGGCACGCGCCUGCCCUGGGACCCCCAGUUCCUGAUCGAGUCCCUCUCCGACUCCACCAUCUACAUGGCCUACUACACCGUCGCCCACCUGCUCCAAAACGGCGACAUGUACGGCCAGACCGGUGGUGCUGUGAGGCCGGAGGAUGUGACACCGGAGGUGUGGGACUACAUCUUUCUGGAGGGCGCGCCGCCGCAGAACAGCGCCAUUGCACCUGACACCCUGGCGGCCAUGCGGCGAGAAUUUCUUUUCUGGUACCCCUUCGACCUGCGGGUGUCGGGCAAGGACCUGAUCAACAACCACCUGACCUUUGCGCUGUACAAUCACACCGCCAUCUGGCACUCUGACCCCUCCAAGUGGCCCCGCGCAGUGCGCACCAAUGGGCACCUGCUGCUCAACGCCGAAAAGAUGUCCAAAUCCACCGGCAACUUCAAGACGCUGGAGCAGGCCAUUUUGGAGUAUGGCGCGGAUGCGAUGCGUAUUGCCCUCGCAGACGCGGGCGAUGCCAUGGACGACGCCAACUUUGAGCACCAGACGGCCAACGGCGCCAUCCUGCGCCUCACCAAGGAGGUUGUGUGGCUGGAGGAGAUAGUGCAGACGGCGGCUGCCGGGCACCUGCGCACUGGGGAGAAGAACUUUGCCGACAGGGUGUUUGAAAACGAGAUCAACUCGGCCAUCCAGGCGACGCAGCAGGCGUACAAUGGGAUGAUGUUCCGAGAGGCACUGAAGACGGGCUGGUACGACCUGCAGAAGGCACGGGACACGUACCGCUCCUUCGUGCAGGAGGAGGGCAUGCACAAGGAUCUGGCGCUCAAAUAUGCCGAGGUGUCCACGCUGCUGAUAACCCCCAUCUGCCCGCACACGUGCGAACACAUGUGGCGCAACAUCCUGGGCAGGAAGGGCAGCGCCCUCAGUGCCGGCUUCCCUGCCGGACAAACGCCUGACUUUGGCCUCAGGUGGGCGGCGGAGUAUCUGGUGGAAGAGGUGACAGCGCUGCGCAAAGGCAUCGAGAAGGCCGAGGCGCCGCCCAAGAAGAAGGGCGCUGCACAGCAGCCGCCCCCUCCCAAGGUGGUGCGUGCGGAUGUGUAUGUGGCAGAGCGGUAUGGCGGCUGGCAGGAGGUGGUGUUGAAUUCUCUGGCGGCCCAGUUUGACGCGGGCAGCAAGGACUUCCGGGGGGAGCUGAGGGAGAUGCAGAACGCCGUGGUGGAGGCUGUCAAGGCCAGCGGCACAGCGGGAACCCUCGCUGACAAGGCGCUCAAGGGGCUGGUCAUCCCCUUUGCCAAGCUGAAGGUGGACGAGGCCAAGAAGGGUGGCCUGCAGGUGCUGGACGUGAGGCUGCCCUUUGAUGAGGCGGCGCUGCUGCGCGAGAACGCUGCCUACAUCCAGCGCAAGCUCGGCCUGCAGCAGCUGGCCAUUCACGCAGCCACAGAGGAGAAUGCGGCUGAGCAGAGCAAGCCACGCAUCCUGGAUGCCCGCCCGGGCGCCCCCGUGGCACUAUUCAGCAGCUGAUGCGUGCAUGCAUGCGCACAUUGGAGGGGACGCAGCAUCUCUUUGCGCAUUAAUUAUGCUCUAUUUUUGCGACUGAUCACUCAGCGAUCAAACUGCGAAUGUUGAACAUCUUAUUGAAUGGGAUUCCGGAGGAUCCUGUGGUCUUUACUUGACUGGUGCUCAUGGUGAUGCCAGGCACUGGUCGUGCUGCUGUGUGAACUCCUCAAUUCUCAGAAUGAAAGCAGAGGGAAU